UUUUUCGCAAGAGCAAUACAAAACAUGAGCAGCUUUAAGACCAUUGAAGUAGAUUCCGACUCGAGUGAGGUUGACGACACAAUGCCUCUGAAACGCCGGGAAACACCCCCAAGAAGUGUCGGCGCAAAAGCUAAGAUGAGCAACGAACACACCCCUAAAAUGGCCAAGGUCGCCAGAACGGAACCGGAUUCGACAUCGCCGUCCUCCUCUGACAUGACGAACACAUCGCCCGGCACUGGCGCAGAUGUAUCCGGCAAGGCAGGACGCCACAGGGCUAGGAAGAGCCUGCAAGGCGCCCGACGCAUCAGUCCUGACCUCCAGUUUGAGUCGGUUGCUGCGGAGGGGGGUGAAGGCGGUGGUGCAUCCGAGGCAUCCGAAGCACCCGAGGAACCCAAAUUGGAGGGGGACUCCAAGGAUAAGGUGAAAACGGCUAUCAGAAACCUGUUGCAGACCGACGAGAUGAAGAAGAUCAUCAGGCAGAUCGCCAACGAGCGGGUGCGCUGCAAUUUCCUGUUGGCCACCUACCAACUGCCGGACAUGAACUUCGCCCUCAACACGUCCCUGGACACGCUCUGCAUUCAGUUCCGGGAGCGCCUCAAGCAGCGCCGGGACCGAGAGAACCUCGCCUUAUCCGCUGCAGCUCCUAGCUCAUCCGCCAGCAGCCAAAAAGGACCCUCAAAGGCAGUCCCGAAAUCACAAAAGUAAUUUGUAUUACGAAAAUGGGUUUGAAUCCAAAAAUAGGGUUAUAUAUCAGCAUUUAUAGCAUUUAAUCGAGUUUGUUUAAAUUUAAAAAUAGGAAUACAAACACAUUUUUUCAACGAAAAUAAAAUAUUAAUGAUGAUCUAUAAAAGAAAACAAAAAAUGUAUUGCUAAACUUAACACACAAUGGUAAUAUUAGUUGCCAAAAUUUAGAAAUGUAAAGCAAGACAAAUAAGAAAACACUAUGUCUUCAAAUGAUAAAUGUAUUUAUAAUUCAUUUUAAAACUUUGCGUACCCAAAUCAUGUUGAUUAAAUUAAGGUUGUGUAAACUGAAAUUUACUUUAAAGUUUUAAAGAGAGAUUUAAGGUUAAUGAAU
Drosophila biarmipes is the source of this 1075-nucleotide messenger RNA. RefSeq lists its product as uncharacterized. The transcript has a single exon. The record is from RefSeq and is a predicted model, not a curated record. Lineage: Eukaryota; Metazoa; Arthropoda; Insecta; Diptera; Drosophilidae. The coding region runs from base 25 to 705 and encodes 226 amino acids.